Aspergillus alliaceus is the source of this 792-nucleotide messenger RNA. RefSeq names its product SDR family NAD(P)-dependent oxidoreductase. NCBI's taxonomy places the organism in Eukaryota, Fungi, Ascomycota, Eurotiomycetes, Eurotiales, Aspergillaceae. The record is from RefSeq and is a predicted model, not a curated record. Gene Ontology annotation, molecular function: oxidoreductase activity. Bases 1 to 792 code for a protein of 263 amino acids. The transcript has 3 exons.
AUGGCCGCAGAUCCCAGACCCCAAACAUUGGCUGGCAAGGUCGCCAUUGUCACGGGCGCAACGAGGGGAAUCGGCGCCGGUCUCGCUGAAGAACUGGCCCGUAGAGGAGCCAAAGUGUUGAUAACGUAUACAUCGAUGAGCAGCGAAUCGAUCGCUGAUCAAUUAAUCGAGCACAUCAAAAGCUUCAAGAACGGUUCAAGUGCAGCCAAAGUCCGCACCGAUCUCCGCCAACUCUCCGCUGCACAAACUAUCGUCGAAGCCUCGAUUCAAGCGUUCGGGCCUUAUAUUGAUAUCCUGGUCAACAAUGCCGGCGUCGAAGUCGUAAGGUCCCUGUACGAUCUCACCGUGGAAGAUUACAACCUCGUCUACGACCUAAACGUCCGCGCCGCCAUCUUUCUAACGCAGGCCGUUCUGCCCCAUCUCCGUGCACCCGGCCGGAUCAUCAAUAUAGGUUCUGUCGCUGCACGGGAGGGGUUCGCUAAUUUGUCGCUUUAUUGUUCGUCUAAAGCUUCUUUGGAGGGUUUGACGCGGUGUUGGGCCGCGGAGCUAGGUGAUGCUCUGCAUACGGUGAAUGCUGUUAACCCUGGGCCGGUGCAAACGGCCAUGUUGGAUAAUAUCCCGAGAGAGGUGGUGGAGAGGCAGAAGUCUGCUACCCCGGUUGAGCAUCGGUUGGGGACUAUUGAUGAUGUUGCGCAGAUUGUCGCGUGGCUUGCGUCGGAGGAGAGCCGGUGGGUUUCGGGGCAAUCUAUUGCUGCUGCUGGGGGAUUUGCGAUGACUAGGGGUUGUAGAUAA